UGCCAAAUUACUGUCAUAUUAUUACAUGUCAACCAUGAUUGACAUGUUCAAAUGUGGAAUCCUACAAGCAAGAAGCUAACCCCACGUUAGCGUACACGUAUCAGCUACAAGCCUAGAAAAUGUUCAAAUCUCAAACACCCCAAUUGAGCUCCUAUUUUAAUUGAAUUCUUCCAGUUUUGGUGGCAUGGACAGAUUCAGCAGAAGAACAGCACUCUUUCUUUUCUGGUUCAUCAUCGUCUCGCUUCAGAUUCCGAAAACAAUCGGGGAAGCGCAACCAGAGGUCGAAAAGAAUGAGGAAGCAGAUCAGCAAACUGCUUUUGGAAGAACAAUGCAAGACACAAUGUCUAUGCUCUAUGAUACAAUCUCUGUCCUGCAAAAGUCUCAUCAAAAUGCAUGGGACAAGGUUAAAACCAUCAUAAACGACAUGCAGUUGCAAUUUUCCCCUCCAAAUUUAGAGGGCGGAGACGAGGCAAAUGCAAAGGGCAGCGAAAGCGAUGAUCAAGGGAUGGGGGGAAAAGUGAAAGAGGCAGCACAGAAGAGUUUUGAAACAAGCAAACAUACGGUGGAGGAAUCGGCUAAAUCCGCAGGCGAAGCUGUGGGAGGGACGGUGCAUAAGACAGCAGAAAAGGUAAAGGAGACGGUGGCUUCUCCGCACGAAGAGACUCCUGCUGCGCAUGCAGAGCUUUGAUAAUCUUUUUUGUUUAAUGCUUAAAUUAGUCAAGGCGUUUUUGGCUUAAACAUUUCUUUCAUGCAUUGUAAACUUGUAUCAAUCUGCAUUGAUUCGGUUUUACGCUUAAGCAAGCAGUGAUCUCAUGGGAAGCUAUUCAAUCCAUUGAUGAAUAAUAACCUUGUUUCACUUUUUUGUUA
Messenger RNA from Pyrus x bretschneideri (Chinese white pear), 867 nucleotides. RefSeq lists its product as uncharacterized. The transcript has 2 exons. The record is from RefSeq and is a predicted model, not a curated record. The coding region runs from base 185 to 688 and encodes 167 amino acids. Lineage: Eukaryota; Viridiplantae; Streptophyta; Magnoliopsida; Rosales; Rosaceae.